AGCAUACCCUGACUGUGCUGUACUGCUUCUGUACAGUAUCAUCCAUCAGAAGUAGAAUGUAUUUAUAACAUAAUGUGUUACGGGAGCUGACAGUACCGACAUUACUCAACUAUUUCUAAUUCGCACUUCCACCACAUCUGUCCGGUGUUUGAUUUCACCUCGUGCGUGGAUCGUGUUGCUGGCCGGGAGCUGCAGAAUCAUGACUGGAAGGUGCCUUCCCCCCUGUCCGCACUUGCCAAAUAUAUACCCUCCUAAAGUAAAUAUAAUCCUGUCUGCGUCCACGUGGAGAAGGCCACUACCUGCUCAGCAGCAGAGCCCCCCCGGUUGUACACUCAGUUAGCAGCUUGGCUCCCUAGGGACUCAUUUGGUCUGCUGAAACUGGUCCCAGAUCUGAGCUCACGCAGCCAUGGGGGACUGGAACCUGCUGGGAAAGCUCCUAGAAAAAGCCCAGGAGCACUCCACUGUAGUGGGGAAGGUGUGGCUCACCGUCCUGUUCAUUUUCCGCAUCCUGAUCCUGAGCGCCGCGACAGAGAAGGUAUGGAGCGACGAGCUGUCGGGCUUCACCUGCGACACCAAGCAGCCCGGUUGUGAGAACGUGUGCUACGACAUCACUUUCCCCAUCUCCCACGUCCGCUUUUGGGUGCUUCAGAUCAUCUUUGUGUCCACGCCUACGUUGAUCUACCUGGGACACAUCCUCCACCUGGUGCGGAUGGAGGACAAGCAUAAAGAGAAGGCGAAGCAGAGGGAACUUGCAAACCAUCCGGAAAAGGAGGUCUUUAUUGUGAAUAGUAAAAGGAAGGCUCUGGAGAGGGACGAAAGGGGACGAGUGCACCUACACGGGGAGCUCUUGCGAACAUACGUCUUUAAUGUUGUCUUUAAAACCCUGUUCGAGGUGGGCUUCAUCGUGGCUCAAUACCUCUUGUACGGCUUUGAGCUGAAGCCCAUGUACAAAUGUGACAGACCGCCAUGUCCCAAUGUGGUAAACUGCUACAUAUCCCGUCCCACAGAGAAAACUAUCUUCAUCAUCUUCAUGCUGGGAGUUGCCAGCGUGUCUCUGCUCCUCAACCUCAUAGAGAUCUACCACUUGGGCUUCACCAAGUGUCGCCAGGGCAUCACCUUCAGGAGAGGUGUUCAGACCCCUGUGAAUCUCCCCGAGGAGCCCAACGAGGCCACGGUGCCGUACGCGCCGAGUUAUGGCGACUAUUUCCACCAAGUCCAGCCAGCCUACCCGCCCGUGCCCAGCUACGACCUCUCCCCUCUGUCGGAGGGCACGGACUCGUCCUUUCACCCCUACCACAGCAAGGCGGCUUACAAACAGAAUAAGGACAACUUAGAAGUGGAAAGGAGCAGCAGCAAUCCAGAGGAAUGUGACCUGAAAGGAAAGAAGGGAGCAGGAUCAGCCCCUGGGUCACCUACGCAGUCCAGGCCCGGUCGCAGCGCCAAACACAGCAACAACAAGACUAGAAUAGACGAUCUGCAGAUAUGAGGAGGUUUAUGUUUCUCUGAGGGCGUCUUAAAUUGCUGCGAGGGGAUCGUAUGUUGUUUGGAAGCAUUCAUACACACUGAACUGACUCCCCUCUUUAAGAUGGCGCAGGUUUGACUCAUUCCAACUCGGAAGGGAGUGGCAUUCAUACUGUACGGCACACGGAGAAGCUGCAGCUGCACAGUAAUGUGUACAGACGGAUGUGGGUCAAUUAUUACAUUUCUAAUGAAUUUAGACUUCUACAAGGAAGCUCUGCUCCACUGAGAAAUGUCCCAUAGCUGGCUUUUCUUUUGAAAAACUUAAUUGGAUUUCACAUUAGACUGUAGCAUUAAUGGUAUACAAUACACCAUUUGUGACAACGCCAUAUUUUUCGUAUCCACUAUUCACUAUUGUCACUGAGAAUCAAACUAAAAGCAACAUCUGCUCAGGUUUUACAUGAAUGUGAAUGAACCUGCACCUCUGUAUAUAAAGUUGCUCAAUCUUUGGGAACAGAAUCCAGGGCAGAAACUUGUUCAGCGCUGGCCUGACCUCAUUUGAGGAAAUCAGAUAGGGCGAAUAGUUAAAUUUAACUUCCUUUAACUGUUUUGAGGUCACCAUUUAGCAUAGUUCACUUGCUUAGACUUGAAGUGAAGAGUUGUGCAAUACAUGACAACACAUUGGACCCUGGAAACGCUGUACCUAAUUCCAGGACGCGCCUCAAAAGAAAUUGCACUGGUCUCAGGAGUUCCCUAAUUUGUACUGCCUCUUUUUAUUAUGACAGCCAGCAAGUACAUAAUUAUAAGCACAUUGUUUUGUUUAUCUGUGUUUGUGCCGUUUGUGUUCUGUAAAGCACUUGGUGACAACCAUAUUUGUAAAACUGCUUGUAAUAAAUCUGUCUUAAAUUUGCAAAGUUAGCAGUUUGUUUAUAAUUUGUAUGUCUUUAUCAGGAAAAAUGGGAUCAUUUCCCUGGAACACAUGUUGCAACUGUUACUUUGUAUUUCUGAAACAACUAAAUCAAGAUCAGCUCAGGAGUAGAAACGAUAAUAUUAGUGAUAUUCUAUACACAGUAGCUCUGCAGCUGAAUCUUUUUGAAAUCUCUGAAAUUAGAAACUAUGCCAGGUGUACUUUGAGUCAUCAAUAUCCACCCACAAACAUUUCAACCUGUUCAAAACUGACGUGCUUGAGCGGGAAUAAACAUGUCCAGUCUGUGCUGUCUGCAUAUCCCACAUAUGCACAUCUUGCUCAUCUUACGGGAAAGCACGGCAUGCAGGCACCCCUGGUAUGGAAACCUUGAAAUUAAUGACAUAGCAUUUUCAUGACGAGGAAGCUGUCUCACGCCUUCUGACUUGUACAUUCAUCAUUUUCUACCAAUGCUUAAUGUGUCAAGGGAAGAACAAAUAGAAUUUUUUUUUUUACUAAACUUGUA
Molecule: messenger RNA, 2888 nt
Organism: Sebastes umbrosus (honeycomb rockfish)
Lineage: Eukaryota; Metazoa; Chordata; Actinopteri; Perciformes; Sebastidae
Product: gap junction alpha-3 protein-like
Exons: 2
Coding region: 407-1486 (359 amino acids)
Biological process (GO): cell communication
Cellular component (GO): connexin complex
Source: RefSeq, a predicted model, not a curated record